This is a messenger RNA of Strongylus vulgaris, 530 nucleotides long. Lineage: Eukaryota; Metazoa; Nematoda; Chromadorea; Rhabditida; Strongylidae. The record is from the annotation of a GenBank genome assembly.
AUGAGUGUCAAGGCCGGACUGCCUCCACCGUCUGCAUCAGAAGGUCCGCCACCAUCGUCCGCUACUGGAGAUCUUGGACCGAUCGGGGGAAUAAAGCAGGCUCAUGCUGACAUGGUUGCAUGGCUGUACAAGCCGCAUGGUGCUUCCAUUGAUGACCAGCUGAAGAAAGUUGACGCCGCCAAAGUAAAGCGAGAGCAUAUUGCCUACGGAUUCAUUGGCUUGACAAGCUUGUACCUACUAGCUGGAGAAGAAGCGAUGUUCGUUUCCUGUCUAAUCACUUUCCUUUAUCCAGCUUCAGUCGCUGUUGGCGUAAGUUUUCUGCGGGCUUUUCUCCGGAUUAUCCGUUCAAAGAAAGGAUCAGAGGCUGUAGGACAGCUGUUGUACUGGGUUCCGUUUGGCUUUUUUGCACUGCUUGACUCCACGUCCUUUAGUUUGAUUCCUGCUUACUAUCUCUUCAAGAUAAGUUGCGCGGUCAUUAUUAUCGAUAAGAACCUCCUAGCAUUAUAUAAUUUUAGACUGCUUUCCUGAUU